AUGACGGCCUCGACUACCGCAGGAUCCACCGGCGAGAGCAUCACCAACACCAUCUCGGACGCCGUCAACUACGUCACCGAGACUGCCAAGGAGUGGACCGCCGGCUCGUCGAAGGAGGCCAACAAGGAGGUCGCCAAGGGCCACACCGACGCUUCGCUCACUGACCGCGCCUCGGCCGGACUCGAUGCCGUCUCGGACAAGAUCCAGGAGGAGAAGCACAGUGGGCAAGCUGAGGCAUACAAAAAGUCGGCACAGCACUAA
Molecule: messenger RNA, 261 nt
Organism: Rhodotorula toruloides NP11
Lineage: Eukaryota; Fungi; Basidiomycota; Microbotryomycetes; Sporidiobolales; Sporidiobolaceae
Product: glucose-repressible protein Grg1
Exons: 5
Coding region: 1-261 (86 amino acids)
Source: RefSeq, a predicted model, not a curated record